This is a messenger RNA of Sycon ciliatum, 5388 nucleotides long. RefSeq lists its product as uncharacterized. The record is from RefSeq and is a predicted model, not a curated record. The transcript is spliced from 4 exons. Lineage: Eukaryota; Metazoa; Porifera; Calcarea; Leucosolenida; Sycettidae. Bases 357 to 4853 code for a protein of 1498 amino acids. Gene Ontology annotation, molecular function: RNA binding.
UACUUGCAUGCUCUUCUGCCUGCUGCAAGAAAUCCAGAUCAUUGUUCGUGUUUUGUCGUCCUGGACAUGCACGCUAGACUAGGGACCAUGCGCUAGUUGGUCCUAAGCUGGCCUUAUGGCUUAUCUUAGCAAAGUAAAUAAUAAAUUCCCGCUCGAAGAGAAACCAUCGCUAGAUCACGGGUUCUGCCCUCGUGCAGUUAUCUUCUUUUCGUGUAUUCCGCUUAACGUCACUAGCACUCGCAACAGCAUGACUUGAAGACUUUGAAAGUUCAGGCGCGAGAGGAUGUAGUUUGCUUGGUUCCUCGUUGCUUGGUGGACGAGUUGUGUGUUGAACCUAGCCUGAGGUUAUUGAGUGAAUGGCUGACCGAGCGGACGACUCGUACGCUCGCCAGCAUGGCUUUGAACCGGCCACUAGGAGAAAUCCGGACAAAGACAAGCGCCAGCAGGCUGGCAGAGUCUGGGAGGCAACCAAGUCCUCGAUUGGCCGCGCUGGCGAGAGGCAUAACGCUGGCCGCAUUCAAAGCACGCUAGGCAGCAAGAAAUGCGUGGCGUUCGUUUUUCCCGGGCGUGUUCCGGACGGCGUAGUGCGGGCAAAGCAAACCCUCUCAGCGUCACAGCUAUCGCACCUGGUCAGUGUGCUGCAGAGUGAGAAUAGCAAGCAGGGGGCCACGGCAGUUUUGUUGGAGUUCGAUGAGGAGAAGGUGGGAUCACGUGUGGCGCGUGGGUAUGGCCAGCAGAUUUACAUGGGCACUGUCGGAAAGGUCAGGGUUGUGUGGCCGGCGUCGAGGCAGGACUACGACCAGUACAAACCCGCCGAAAACCCUAGUCCGCCAGCAUCGGCAGCAGCAGCAGCUGAUACAGUGGGAAAGCAGCCGAAGAAUUCUCAGGCUGCUACACCAGCGCCGUCAUCUCGGCCAGCUCCGAAUGGCAAGACACCGCUAGCAGCAGCAGCACUGCCAACUGCAAGCGCUGCACGCAAAGACCCACCGUGCGUGUUCCUAGGCGGACUGGAGCAAACAUGCAGAGAGGCGGACUUACGCUCAGUUCUCAAGGCGUUCAGCACGUCCAUCACUGGCGUUUCUGUCAGAUGCACACAAGCUAAGAUGAAGGCACCGGGACAAAUGGUGACGUUCGCCUACGUCAAGUUUUCAUCCGAGGACAGCAGUCAAAGUGCACUUGCGUUCUUGAAGGCGCGUAGGCCGAUGAGGUUCAGCGAGUGUCGCCUGUACAAUGUUGCAUCCACACCACUGCCUCUGGCACAGGCUAGGAAUCCUGCUGAAGCAGAGAAAGAUGCCAAGCCCAGUGCUACCGGUGCUGCUGCUGCGGCGACUGGCCCGGGUUCUCUGCCUGGCAGGUCGUCAGUAAAGCCUGCGAGUAAGUCACCGUCGUCGCUUCAUUCGAACGAAGGCAUGGAUGCACCAGCAGAUUUGGCAGGGCAGCGCGCAACCUCUUCGAACGUCCGUGUAGCUGAUGCGGCCAAGCACGACGCUCAGCAGAACAUAUCCGCACUUCAUACUGAAGUCAGCGCACUGAGGCCACCCACCACACACAAGGCUUCCAGGCCAAACGGAAAUGGUUUGACUGGCUUGCCUGCAAAUCCAAUGCCAGAAAAAGCAGUUGGCAGACAAGAGACAGCAACUGCUAACAACAACAACAAUAGAAUUCAGCCACUGUCGUGUGUGCCCGGAGAAGCAAAGCUUGCCGCACCACUCAACAUCCUGGCAAGCAAGGCUGCGUUUGAAUUCGUGAACGAGCGGUUCCGUACAGAGCUUGCUGUCUGCAAAAGCCGACAUGCCUUGCAGAUGCACUGGCAGGCCGGGAGAGUAUCCCUAGCCGCAAAUCAGCGCCCGCAAUGCUACGAUAUCGACAUGAACAUGUUCCGGCGCGUUACGGAGAAGUUCAUUCAGCUCACGGCACGAGAGUACACACAUUUCUCCAACACACCCGCUGACCUGUCCAUGGCUAUAGGUGAAUCAGUGCUCGACUGCCAGGGCCGACUUGUCGACGAUAGCAAGCAGCUGAUGCUGGUAGGUUUGGACAGUGCUGUCACAUCCUCAUGGAAGAAUGCUGUGGAUUUUCUGCGACGCAGUGUCUGGCUAAGUGUGCUGCAGGUUGAGUUCCUUCAGCGGUUCAGCAAUGUGGAGAAGGAGCUGUUGAAAACGUUUGGCGUGAGCGUGGAGGGGUUUAAGCCGGGAUCAAAGCGCUUGCUGCUGGUAGCCACCGACGUACCUACUGGCAGCACGGCCGGCUCAGCCAUUCGCAAAGGAAAGGAGUAUGUGGAGAAAUUGCUGAGCGAUUGGAUGCUAGAAAAGAUUGAUGUUGAGCACAUCCUGUCGCGGACAGCUUCUCGCUUGAUAAAGCAACGCAAGCUGCCCGUAGUCCUGGCCAUGUUCAGUGAGAAUCCCAAGACACGGUCGUACCUGCUGGGAGGUGCUCCCUCUGAGCCGGUGAUGCGGGCACUGACGCUACUGCUUGACGGUCCAAGCUGUGACACGGUGCAGCUGCCGUCACCUCCGUUCACUGCCGCCUACAUUGGCAAGUUACAGAAGCAAGAUGCCAGCAUCAAACUGCCACAAGACAUGAGCCCUGCCUGCCUGGGAGAUGUACAUGUCGUGAACAGGUCAUCCGACGAUGACGACGGCGUUCGUACGACGGAACUCGAGAUCCGUUCCUACGUGGCUGAGGACGUCAAAGUAGCCAUUCGCUUCUUCACCAAACUGGCUGAGAACAUCGAGGACGAAGUAGCGUUGGAAGCCGGUCCAGCCGCUCCCUCUCUUGCUCUAUAUUAUCUAUCCUACAUUAUCACCUACAACGAUACCGCCAAGCAGGUGAUUGCCGACAUAGAAGCAGAGCACAAAGUUGUGGUGAAUGCCAGCACCACCACGCUACCGUGCGUCACGUUGCACGGCACCACGGAGGCCCGUCAAGCUGCUACCAACGCCAUCCUCGAUCACCCUGGCCUGCUGGCAGGCGUAGUAGCUAAAUAUGUGUCACUCCCGACACUCACGAUGGACAUGGUCGCUUUAUUACGCAAGCGAUUCCUAGAGAUCGUGGAGAGCAAAGUUGGCGUGGUGUGUUUGACAUUUCAAGCCACCGAGGAAGUCAUGGGGCUGCUAAAGAUGCAAGCGACGCCGCACAUUAAUUCGGUUAUUGUGGCGAUCUUUGGCAGCUCGGAGAACCACGUUGUGCAGGCCCAGAAGUGGAUAUCUAGCUUGGGUCCGGCGAAGCUGACACUGCCUCUAGACAGGGGUUUGUUUGAUAAACUGGAGAAAGAGAAGAGUGCCAUGGAGGACAAGCAUGUGGUGUGUAUCACGUUGAAUCCGGGCGAAAGCAGCGUUGUCAUCGCUGGACUCACUGGUGCUGACGUGGAUUUGGCCAAGCAAGCUGUAUUUGCGGUCCAGGAUGGCGCCAGCGUGGUAACCGAAGAACUCAGCGUGACCUGUGAGCAGGAGAUCAUGCUCAAACACAAGCUGGCCGGUGAGCUCGAGUGCACUGUGGAUCUCGUCGCCGGUGGUUCUGGAAAAGUUGCCAAGCUGCACGGCACCAAGCAGACAGUGCAGGCUGCUAUGGCACACCUCUCAGAUGUGACGAAGGGCCUGCGCGCUGUCCACAUUGCCGUCUCGUUCCCAAGCGAACUUGCCACGUGUCUGGAGAGCACCUGGGAGACCAUUCUAACAGGAGCCGCGCAGAGAAGUACAGUUUGGUGCGAGCGCCAGGAAAAGGCAUUCUCGCAUUCCGCAUCCACGCCGACAACGAAGCUGGACUGCCGCCCUGUGCUGCAGCUCCCGGAUUCGUUUCCCGACUUCCAGAUCGAUGGGCAAACCUGCUUCUUCGUGCUGGGUACGGACCGGCGUGAGUUCACCGAGACACUGCAGUCCAUUCGCAACGCUGGUAGCUCGGUUCUCAAGCAGCAGAUUAUCCUCAGUGGAGUGCAGCGAGACAUUGUCAAGGCACGCUUUGACCAAGACAAGGGCCGCGCCGAGGACGGCACGUUCAUGCACCUGACGGAGAAGGGCAUUCACGUGUGCGCCCCAUCCAUGGAGAAGCUGAGCCAUGCCAAGGCUGUUGUUGCCAGGUGGCUUGAGAAAGAGGUCACUAUUCCUGUCUCAGCGCUUGCCAAGAGACUGAUGCAGGCCAAAAUCGAGCAGCAUCUCACAACCCUAGCCAGUAAACUACAGUUUCGAUUUCACUGGCAAGGCGAGCAGCUCGAAGUGAUUGGCUCCGCUCUGAGCAUGGACGAUGUGGUUGAGUCGCUGCACAACUACCUGGCCGAGCUGGAGGUGGAUAUUUGCACACGUUCCUUGAGCAUUGCCCAUUGGCUCGUCCCACAGUUAAGCGUACCCGAAGCCGUUGAAGUCCUCAAAGAACUGGAAGAGACGAUGCACAUUGUGUGCCCUCCGGCGAAAGAUGCUGUCGCCGAGUACCAGAAAGCUGUACUCGAGGAGAUGAAGUCGAAAAUCGACGAUGGCAAAGUGCAAUUGAUGGCGGCUGAAGGCGGUGCGGGUGAGAGGUACUUCGUCACCCCGCCGAGUGCUCUUAUCUGGCAUAUGAAUGGUGUGAGUGAGGAGCAAGUCACCUUAGCAGGUCAGCGUCUUAGUGAGCUCUUCAAUGUACCUCUGCUGGAGUUGGAAAUGUGCUUCCCGGGAAAGGCCGACACACGGCUGUGCAAUCGCGUUGCCGAAGCCGCUGCCGAGCAUUUAGUGGAGAUCACGGUGUCCGUGAGUCGCGAUGGCUAUGCAUCCAGCGAGCUGGCCAGUCUGUCCGGCAUGUCAUCAUGUGUACUGACUGUGCGCGGUGUUGCACCUCGACCUAGACAGGCGCUGCAGAAACUACAGGCAAGUAUUUUCUCGUGACCUUCCGCAAGCCAGGCGGUUUCUUUCUUCUUCCUUUUCUUUUUACCAUGGGUGUGUUCGCCUACCUACAGGACUUCGCAUGUCUUACCAUGCUUAUUCUGAAUUGUUGUUGUUGUUGUUGUUGUUGUUGUUGUUGUUGACUUUUAUUUUACUUCACCUCUUGUAACAAUCAAAGUCUAUUAUAGCAGUUGUUGAGCUGUCUUCUGAACAAGGCCUAUGCACAUGUUUUCUCCGAAACACUUUGGAAGCUUGUCAAUGUAUUUUUUUAUCAAGACACAUGCGGCUGUCUGAGGGCUCGGACUUUCUCUCGUCACAAGUUCCUAUAUUUCUUGAUAUGUCUCUUGAUCAAGGUCCUUCCCCUGCUCUGCAUGCUCGCCGGCGAUCACGCAAGAUUAUCUUUGAUAUGCAUAAGUUGAGAGUAAUGAUGCCAGUGAGACAGCCAGCAAAGCAGCGUAUUGCCUUGCACCUAUUUCCUGUGCACAUUACCUACUUCUACUUGAUGAUACUUGCAAUACGUAGUCCAGUAUUUGUACUA